Messenger RNA from Protopolystoma xenopodis, 351 nucleotides. NCBI's taxonomy places the organism in Eukaryota, Metazoa, Platyhelminthes, Monogenea, Polystomatidea, Polystomatidae. The record is from the annotation of a GenBank genome assembly.
AUGUAUGCCGCUCACGUAUCUUACGUUCAUUCCACUGAUCGACUCGACUACAUAGCAAACUCGAGUACCGAGAAGGGGGCUGGUGACUCUCCUGAGGUGCUACGCUGUAGAGAUGCGAUCACCGUACACACUGCCGCCUAUGCUGAUUUAGCUCUGGCGCCUUACUUCGGCUCAUUAAUCAACUUCGUGCGUGAAUGGGAGACCUCUGGCUGUGCUGCAGGGUCGAUGAACCAGCCCCAAGGUGUGUGUUCAGGGGACAGUGGCAACAGCUCAAUUCGUUCUGUGGAUGAACGUGAGGCUGUAGUAGCAGUAAAGGCUGAAGAGGGUGAGCCAUGUAUUUGGAAAUAUUGA